AUGCUAUAUUAUUUCUCUAACUCUGCAUUAAUCGUAGCACGUUUAGCUGUAAUGAUAAUCAUCAUUAUGGGUGUAUUAAAAUAUUUUGUAAAACAUCCAGGAGGUAAAAAGUUAAGCAAACUAUUAAAAUGUAUAUUUAAACAAACAGAUGUAAUUGGUGAAGGUGAAUUAUGGGUUGGUGGUUUAGCAUCAUUUUCUGUCGUUGCUUUAGUUAGUUUUGGAUGUGCAUUUAGUAAUGGAUAUUUAAAACAAUAUCCACCAGAACAUGCAUCUGAUUUAAUGAUGUCGAAAUAUCUAAACGUUGCCCAUUUUCAAUUGAUCAUUUUAGUUGUGAUGAAUCAUUGUCUCAUAAACGUUAUUGUUCAUGCAGAGAUGGUCAAUUUAUCAGUGAAAAAGCUAGAUAUGAUGAACUAA
This is a messenger RNA of Didymodactylos carnosus, 414 nucleotides long. Lineage: Eukaryota; Metazoa; Rotifera; Eurotatoria; Philodinida; Philodinidae. The record is from the annotation of a GenBank genome assembly.